AUUGCGCAUGUGCAAAUCUAUCAAAACACCGACAAAAGAGCGACGCUUGCAUGGAAUUUAUCUAGAAAAAAAUGUCUUAUGGACUUAGAUUAAUUGAUUUUUUAAAAUAAAUAUUUCUUUCUUGAUAGUUACGGUUAAUUUGUAUGAAGGUUAGCAAUCCGUUCUCCAUACACAGCGUACCUGGCCGAAGGUUACAUUAACAGUAGCUAGCAUGCUAAGUACUGGUUAACCACCGUCUGUUGUUUGCUAGUUAAUAUGUUUCACACGCUGUUGUUUGUAAGGCUUUUCUGUGUUCCUUUAGUACGCAGUCGAGGAUAAAUGAAAAUGACUCUGACGCAGAGUGCUGAUUUCCAUCGAUUUUUAGCAUAAAUUUCCUCCGUGUUUCAAGCGUGCGUAGUACACCGUUUAACCUCAGUGUGAAAGCUCAGUAAGUGAUCUGGGGAUGGACAACGUUACGGUGUCAGCCUCCGAUGGGACCGCAGAGUGCCCUCUGGUCUCCGAGGAUAUGGAGGGGAUCUGUGUAAUGCCUGACUUGAGUGCCAUAAAGACUGAGCAGUCGGUGGGUGCAAGCCCAGACGACACAAACACCCAAAACGUGGCUAUGGGCAUCAAAUUCAUCUUGCCCAACCGCUUCGACAUGAAUGUUUGCUCAAGAUUUGUAAAGUCGCUCAACGAGGAGGACAGUAAGAACAUCCAGGAUCAGGUAAACUCUGAUCUGGAGGUGGCUUCCGUUUUGUUUAAAGCCGAGUGCAACAUCCAGACCUCACCUUCCCCGGGUAUACAAGUGCGUCAUGUUUACACACCAUCCACCACCAAACAUUUCUCGCCAAUCAAACAGUCCACCACUCUCACCAAUAAACAUCGAGGCAAUGAGGUGUCUUCCACACCUCUUUUGGUGCACUCUUUAUCCAUUCAUCAGCUGGCAGCCCAAGGAGAGAUGGUGUUUUUGGCCAGCAGGAUUGAACAAGAGACUGUAAUCAAUCUCCAAGAUGAGGAGGGCUUCACCCCGCUGAUGUGGGCAGCUGCACACGGACAAAUCGCUGUGGUGGAGUUUCUGCUCCAAAAUGGUGCUGACCCCAACCUCCUAGCCAAAGGGAGAGAGAGCGCAUUGUCCUUGGCUUGCAGUAAGGGAUACACAGAUAUUGUGAAGAUGCUCAUUGACUGUGGAGUCGAUGUCAAUGAAUAUGACUGGAAUGGAGGCGCUCCUCUGCUGUACGCUGUCCAUGGCAACCAUGUGCGCUGUGUUGAAAUCUUGUUAGAGAGCGGUGCUGAUCCUACCAUAGAGUCAGAUUCUGGUUUCAAUGCAAUGGACAUGGCUGUAGCCAUGGGCCACCGAAAUGUUCAACAGGUGAUGGAGGCACACUUGCUAAAGUUAUUGAUGGGGAUCAGAGAGUGAACUGCUGCACUUGAGGGAGAACAAAUACGGAAGAGAUGCUGCUGUGCGCUGGACAAUCAUGUAGCAUGGCCAGUCUGUCAGCCUGCAGGAGUAUUUUGUUCCCUUAAGAGAUAUUUCAUCAGCGUUGCUUCAUAUUAUUCAUGAUGCAAGUGAAGGUUUGUGGUGUGUGAAACAUCAGUUUUAACCCGCUUGAAGCCGUUAAGCUCUGCACUUUUUUCUUUUAUUCAACAUUGACUGUGGAGUUGCAUAUCCAAUCAAUAUACACUGACUGGUUGUCAAAGAGCAUGCUGAGUUCUUCACUACAGCCCACCACGCACUCCCCUCCACCUGUAGUAUGUUGCCAAAUGAGCAGUGCAGACUGGAAUUGACUUUGCUCUAAAGUAGCAAAGAGCUUACUUUUUACAUUGUUGUAAUUUAAUACCUUUUUCCCAUCAUUGUGUUUUAAGACUAACCUAUUAUCUUCUAUUACAUUAUUUUAUUGUAAUAUUUUCACGUUCACACUCUCUGAACUCGGGAUAUUUCUGAGGCACGAGAUUUUAUGACUCUGUCAAGCUGUUUGUGGUCCGUUUACUGAAGAUCUUUGUGUUUGAUGUAUUGAAUUUAUUUAUUUUAAUAAUUUAAACUGUUAUGUCAGUUUGUUUCUUUGUGCAGUGAUACAAAAUGUUCAGAUGUGUUGUGAAUUUUAAAAGACCUCACACAAAAAUUAAAUGACACACAAAAAUGCUGUGGU
Molecule: messenger RNA, 2126 nt
Organism: Pelmatolapia mariae (spotted tilapia)
Lineage: Eukaryota; Metazoa; Chordata; Actinopteri; Cichliformes; Cichlidae
Gene: ankra2
Product: ankyrin repeat, family A (RFXANK-like), 2
Exons: 8
Coding region: 443-1396 (317 amino acids)
Biological process (GO): regulation of gene expression
Cellular component (GO): nucleus
Molecular function (GO): protein binding
Source: RefSeq, a predicted model, not a curated record